CAUGUUGAGACAUUCACUACAUCCAGAGAGCAACAGCAGGAAGAUCACAGAGCUAAGAGGUCUCACCAAUGCCCACAUUGUGACGAGAUUUUCCCAAUUCUAUCAAAGUUAAAAAUACACCUAAAAAUACACACAGGAAAGAAUAUGUAUUUUUGCACUGACUGUGAGAAGAAGUUCACAACAUCAAAGGCUAUGGCAGUUCAUCAGAGAGUACACACAGGAGAGAAGCCUUACUCUUGCUCUGACUGUGGAAAUAGUUUUUCUCGACUGGGUGACCUAAAAAUACACGAACGUAUACAUUCAGGAGAGAAGCCUUACUCCUGCUCUAAUUGUGUUAAAUGCUUCACAACAUCAGGUAAGCUAAAAGUUCAUCAGAGAACACACACAGGAGAGAAGCCAUACUCCUGCUCUGACUGUAGAGCGAGUUUCUCUCAACUGAGCCACCUAAAACAGCAUGAACGUAUACACACAGGCGAGAAGCCUUACUCCUGCUCUGACUGUAGGAAGACUUUCUCUCAAUCGAGCCACCUAAAACAACAUGAACGUAUACACACAGGAGAGAAGUCUUACUCCUGCUCUGACUGUGGAAAGUGCUUCAUAACAUCAUCUGAGCUUAAAGUUCAUCAGAGAACACACACAGGAGAGAAGCCUUACUUCUGUUCUGACUGUAGGGUUAGUUUCUCUCAACUGGGAAACUUAAAACAACAUGAACGUAUACACACAGGAGAGAAGCCUUACUCCUGUUCUGACUGUGGGGCGAAUUUCUCUCAACCGUGCAACCUAAAAAAUCAUGAACGUAUACACACAGGAGAGAAGCCUUAUUCCUGCUCUGACUGUAGAAAGAGUUUCUCUCAAAUGGGCCACUUAAAAAGACACCAAAGUAUACAUAAAGGAGAGUAGCCUUAAUACUGCUGACUGUGCAAAAUGUUUUAAAUCAUCAGCUGAGCUAAACGGUCAUCAGAGAUCACACACAGGAGAGAAGCCUUUCUUCUGCUCUUAAUGUGGCAAGAGCUUCUCCCGAUUGGGCAAUGUAAAAACACACCAACGGCUACACACUUGAGAGAAGCCUCAUCCGUUCUCUCAAACCAGCUGAGAUUAGUCACCACUUAAUUCUCAUCUCAUAAAAUAAUUGGCAACGUUGAAUUGGAUCAAAUGAAGAAAGUGUAGAACACAAUUUUAAUCCUAUUGUAUCUCACUGUGAGAGAACAAUGCAGAGGACAGGGAGCGUUAUAAAAUGUUAGCCUCUCUUUACUGAUCAGUGUGCACCUUGUCAGUUUUGCUGUGUUCUUUUUAGCUUCUACUGUUUUUAUUCACAUUUUCAAACAGCCAUUUACAUUUUCCAACUGAGCUAUACAUGUGGGUGAGGUUUUUUCUCAUCUGAGUAGCCUUGUUUCACUGCCAAAAAUACAAUUAAACCAUCUAGUGUUCAGCGAAAUAACAACACAAUGUCAAAUACAGGUAGCCUAGUCAAAUAAUUUACAUCCAAUCGCGUUAACCGUUACUAUGUAUAAAAGCAACAGAUACCAUUAAUAAGAAGAGACUAGAAAUGUCUUAUACAGUGAGCUACCGAGUGGCUAGGACAGGCAAACACCAUACUAUUGUGGAGGACUUCAUUCUUCCUGCUUCCGCAGAUAUGUCUGGGGGAAA
This is a messenger RNA of Salvelinus namaycush (lake trout), 1647 nucleotides long. RefSeq names its product zinc finger protein 583-like. The transcript has a single exon. The coding region runs from base 145 to 900 and encodes 251 amino acids. Gene Ontology annotation, molecular function: DNA-binding transcription factor activity; RNA polymerase II cis-regulatory region sequence-specific DNA binding. Lineage: Eukaryota; Metazoa; Chordata; Actinopteri; Salmoniformes; Salmonidae. The record is from RefSeq and is a predicted model, not a curated record. Gene Ontology annotation, biological process: regulation of transcription by RNA polymerase II.